GUGAGCGGCAUCGCUAUCUCAAUGCGAUAGCACGGACUGACGCUGUCGUGGUAGAGACGAGUCUCCACUGACGUGGUAUCGAGUUGGGACUCGUUUGACGGGGACAUGCGCGGAUCUCGGUUUGCGCUUCUGGCUGGUGCCUACACCACGCUCACGUGUGUCCACGCCGAGCAUCACAUGCAGAAAUACAAGGUCGAGAAGCGGCAAGACGGCGACACCUCCAUCCCCUUGAUCAUCUCAAGCUCCUGUCCGGACAUCAUCUACCCAGCGGUCCUAACGCAAGGUGGCACAGGUCCGACAAACACGGGAUGGGCGGCGCAGCCCAACUCCAAUCAGACCCUCUAUGUCUCGGAAGAUUGGCAAGGAAGGGUGUGGGCUCGCACGAACUGCUCGAACAUUGGGUCCGGAUCCUCAUCCUCGUCCUCAACGUCAUCGGGUUCGACCGGCUGCUCGACCGGCGACUGCGGUGGGUUGGUGGCGUGCAAGGGACCAGGAACGCCGCCAGCGACGUUAGCUGAGUUCACGCUGUCCGGCAGUCACCAGCAGACCUUCUAUGACAUCUCGCUCGUGGACGGCUACAACUUGCCUAUGGCCAUCCAGAUACUUCCCAACGAUGUGCAGACGCUGGAGCAGCUAGACCAGAGCACGACGAACCCGAGCUGCGUCGCAUCUCCGAACAACCUUGCCGCGCAGAACUUCAAUCCCUACGCCAAUAAUCAACAGUUCCUAGGCACUUCAUCCUCCUCACCCUUGCCAUUCGAUACCAAGAACACGGCGAACUCUGUAACUAACUGGUGUCCCUGGGAUCUCCAAAUCAAGCCACCCUCAACACCUAGCAACGGCGUCUAUCCCUACCCGGACACGAACAUUGCACGGCCUGCAUUCAACCCAUGCAUCAGCGCCUGCUCCAAGUACAACCAGGAUAACUACUGCUGCCUGGGAGCGUACAACUCCGUGAACAAGUGUCAGCCAGGCUACUAUUCGAAAGCGGCAAAGGGCGUCUGUCCAGAUGCAUAUUCAUACGCUUUUGACGAUCAAACGAGUACUUUCAUAGUGCCGGCCGGCGGUGGCUUUCAGGUUGUAUUCUGUCCCGGCGGCAGAAGCACGAAUAUUAUUGCGAGUAAAGGCUCCACUGCGAUCGAGCAUGGUUCGUCGAACGGCUCACAUUGGGCGCUGGGAAGCGCUGGGAGGCCUUUGAUCGAUGGAACUCUCGUGCGCAUCGCUGUGCUUGCGCUUGCCGGGGCGGUGUUUCUGUAGCCUAGAUACUAG
This is a messenger RNA of Baudoinia panamericana UAMH 10762, 1269 nucleotides long. RefSeq lists its product as uncharacterized. Bases 106 to 1257 code for a protein of 383 amino acids. The record is from RefSeq and is a predicted model, not a curated record. Gene Ontology annotation, cellular component: extracellular region. Lineage: Eukaryota; Fungi; Ascomycota; Dothideomycetes; Mycosphaerellales; Teratosphaeriaceae. The transcript has 3 exons. Gene Ontology annotation, biological process: defense response.